Dermacentor silvarum is the source of this 1552-nucleotide messenger RNA. RefSeq lists its product as uncharacterized. The record is from RefSeq and is a predicted model, not a curated record. The transcript has 2 exons. The annotation marks the transcript as partial. Lineage: Eukaryota; Metazoa; Arthropoda; Arachnida; Ixodida; Ixodidae.
AUGGAAGCUAGUACAUCACGCAUGAACACAUAUGCUUGCAACCGGUGCCACCAGAGGACCCACUCCUUGUCGGCUCUUUUUCGUCAUUUCUGCACCUGGCAUGGCAUAGAAGACAACUGGAAGUGCGGCUUGGAAGGCUGCGAAAAAGCUUUUAGGCUUUAUAGCUCCUUCCGUAAACAUGUCAGCCGUCACCACAAUCAUCUGUUCCUCCAGACAACCACAGCUGACACAUCUUUGGCACCUUUUGCUGACAACCUCGAAGAAACAGUACAAACUUAUCCCACUCAGCCGGCUGAUCAAGCAGCUGAACAGGCAUGUUUUGAUGUUGACAUUCUUAACACCAGUGGUCAGUGUGUUGAUCGUGGUACUCCUGGCAGUAGUGAUCAGUGUGCUACGGCUCUGUCUUCAUUGUUACUAAAGUGGCAAGAGGGCAGGCAGUUACCUCAGAGCACCUUGAAUGAAGUUGCAAAUGAUAUGAUAAACUUUAUUUCAGAGUUUAGAGCAGACUUCAAUGCAACCACUAUUACAAAACUUGAGCAGCUCAGAACAAAAACAGGCCGUGAAAACUGGUGGAAAUCUUCACAUACUUUUGUUUCUCCCCGAACAGUAUGCCUUUCAGAUCAGGGUACUUCUGACAGCUUUGAAUACAUUCCAAUUUUGGAAACACUAAAAGCUGUCUCAAGUGUCUAUGACACUUUCCAGACAACUCACAAACCUUGUUCAGCUCUCCUACAGGAUGUGUCUGAUGGCAUGUACUUCAAGGAGCACUGCUUGUUCAAAAAUGCCAGUAGUCAGAAACUUUUUGCUCUACAGCUGUACUUCGAUGAAUUUGAAAUCUGCAAUCCAAUUGGAAGCAAGCGUGGAAAACACAAACUCUUGGCUGGAUAUCUAACAAUUUUAAACUUGCCACCCCGAUUUCGCUCGAAAGUUGACAGCAAGCACCUCGUUCUUCUUGUGAAAAAUUCCACUGUAGCCAGAUUCACCUUGCACAAGAUUGUGCAACCACUACUUGAGGACAUACAGUACCUAGAAUCCCAAGGAGUUGAGAUUAGUGGAGAAUUCAUUAAAGGGUCUCUUCUUUACGUGUGUGGAGAUAACUUGUCUAGCCAUCAAAUUGGCGGUUUCCGCGAAUGCUUUUCAUCAGGGCCUAUCUGCCGUUUUUGCUUGGCGAAGAAAGAGCACAUCAGUGAGAAGUGGAACGAAGAAGAAUUUAUCAUUAGAACAAAGAAAAUGCAUGCUCAACAUAUUCACCUAUUGAAGACUGAUUCAAGCCUCAGCAAUGUGUAUGGCAUCAGUGGUGAAAGCUGUCUAAGUUCACUUCAGUCAUUUGAUGUGACGAAAGGCCUUCCCCCUGAUGUUAUGCAUGACCUGUUUGAAGGAGUCAUUCCAUUUGCCAUGAAACACAUCUUACGCCACAUUAUGUCAUGCCGUGUGCUCACUCUUGAUGAGCUAAAUGAUAGGCUCGUCUCAUUUCCCUUGCAAGGAGGGGACAAGAAAUCACGACUGCCUCCUCUGUCCCAUCACUCAGUGUUUGGCACAUCAGCCAUAAAAG